Ambispora leptoticha is the source of this 426-nucleotide messenger RNA. The record is from the annotation of a GenBank genome assembly. NCBI's taxonomy places the organism in Eukaryota, Fungi, Glomeromycota, Glomeromycetes, Archaeosporales, Ambisporaceae.
AUGUCCGAAAUUGUAGUUUAUCAACGACCUGGCUACGGGACCAAGGGUCAAAAAGCCACACAUUACGUCAACUAUUUUUCAAUGAAUAAAUAUCCAAAAAAUGCAAAAUGGCUCAAAUAUGCGGUCGAAAUCAAGAAAGCUUUUGUUUUGCCUGAGGGAGGUUCUGAUAUGCUUAUCGAUAAGCGAGCCGAUAAGCGAGCCGAUACGCGACGAGAGCCAAAACCUCCGAAAAUAGAAAUCAAACGCAAAGUGUUUAGAGAGCUUGAAAGGAAAAGGGGGGAUGAAUUAUUCAAAAACGUUUCAUACUUUUUUGAUGGCGAAAACACAUUGUACACAAAUAAACCCAUCAAUAUGAAAACUAAUCUCUUCACUAGCUCAGUGUCACUUGAUGAUGAACAGGAAGAAUAUUCGAUACCGCAACUCGAA